Molecule: messenger RNA, 790 nt
Organism: Punica granatum (pomegranate)
Lineage: Eukaryota; Viridiplantae; Streptophyta; Magnoliopsida; Myrtales; Lythraceae
Source: RefSeq, a predicted model, not a curated record
ACAUAAAUUCAUCACAAUGGAUAACACCCGCCGGGCAAACCUCUGAGACCAGACCAGACCAGACAGCGAGAGAGAGGAAGGAGGAAGGAAGAAAGCGAGAUGGUGCAGCCGCACGGCGACGGCGAGCAAGAGAACGACGAGUUCUACGUUAGGUACUACGUUGGGCACAAGGGGAAGUUCGGGCACGAGUUCCUCGAGUUCGAGUUCAGGCCCGAUGGCAAGCUACGUUACGCCAACAACUCCAACUACAAGAACGAUAUCAUGAUCCGCAAGGAGAUCUGGCUCACUCCCGCCGUCAUCCGUGAGUGCCGCCGCAUCAUCUCCGACAGCGAGAUCAUGAAGGAAGAUGAUAACAACUGGCCGGAACCCGACCGUGUGGGUCGACAAGAACUUGAAAUUGUCAUGGGAAAUGAACACAUUUCCUUCACAACUUCGAAGAUUGGGUCCCUUGUCGAUGUGCAGAGUAGUAAGGAUCCUGAAGGGCUUCGAAUCUUUUACUAUCUUGUUCAGGACUUGAAGUGUUUUGUAUUCUCGCUCAUCUCACUUCACUUCAAGAUUAAGCCAAUAUGAUUGAGUUUCUUCUGCUCCUUUUGUCCGAGACUGUUAGGUUUAUGAGGUUGUUCCUCGAUCAGUAUUGAUGCCUGCCUGGAAUGGAUUCAUCGAUUUGGGUGAUAGUACCUCUGGUGUAUUUGGUGUGUGUGGAUAUAUCCCAAGCUGUCAAUUGCUUGCCCGUGAACUAAAAUGUUGAAUUCUUCUGUUAAUGGAGGUUUCAGAUUUUUAUUUCUGGAUA